Molecule: messenger RNA, 2496 nt
Organism: Fusarium fujikuroi IMI 58289
Lineage: Eukaryota; Fungi; Ascomycota; Sordariomycetes; Hypocreales; Nectriaceae
Exons: 4
Coding region: 1-2496 (831 amino acids)
Source: RefSeq, a predicted model, not a curated record
AUGCGUCUGGUCGGUCUUGUUGUGGCUCUCGCCGCUUUGGCAGAGGCUCAACUCCCCGAGACUCCUGGAGCCAACGGUGAACCCACCACCACGACUCUUCACCCUCUUCCUUUUGAGACUACUUCGUCUCGGAUUCUUGUGUUUGAUGAGACGACUUCUUCAGAUGUUGCACUUCCAGAGACCAGCACAGGUGUUCCCGUACCUAACACUGCAUUUACUUCAACCGAAAUCUUGUCUGAGCUGCCUGAGUCUAAGAGUACCGACAUUGCGGCUGGAGAUACUUCUACUGCCAAUGGCGAGUCGCCUCUUGACUCGACAUCUUCAAUCGCGAUCCCUGUUGAACAGCACACUACUGAGACGGGACAGCCCACUGGUCCCGAGACUACAGCCCAGCAGCCUCCAGCUUUCGACACUACAACGUCACAAGGGCCUCCCGUAGCAGAGACAACUACUCAGCAACCUCUUGCCCUUGAUACUGUCACAACUGAUCAGACACCUGGUAUCGAGACUACUAGCCAACGGCCUCCUGCACCUCAGUCAACUACUGAGCAAGGCCCUGCUGUUGACACAACCACCCAGCAGCCUCCUGCUCAGGACUCAACAACUGAGCAGCUGAUACCUCAGGAUACCACUUCCCAACCAUUUAUCGGGCAAGAGACCACCACUAUCCAGCCUCCUGUUAUCGUCACCACUUCAUCAGAACAGCCUGUUGAUGAGGUGCCAUCCACGACUGAGAAGCCUGAGAACCCCAACCCUACUACUACUAAGCAGGAGGAAGCUAAGCCUACUAGUAAAGACGAGGAGUCUGAUCCUAAGUCCGAAGACUCAGGCAAUGAGGACCCCAAGACUAAGGAUGAAACUGAUCCUCAGCCCACCACCAAGCAAGACGAGGCCCCUGUCACAGUUCCUCCUGCUGCUGUCACUGCUGAGCCCCAAGAGACUAUCUCCGGUGUUACUGACAACACCCUGCACAGCACCAAGGACAGUGAUGGCAAUGACGUCGUUGUCCCUGUUCUUUUUGGUCCCUCCUGUCUGAUCUUUUGUGAGCAUGCUGGUAAAGACAAUGGUCCUGGUGGUAUUGUUCUUUGGGGCAUUGGACCUGCACCAGGAAGCUACGUCCUUCCCCCUCUCCCUGGCAUCACUCCUGCUCCAUCAGCUGUAGUCAUCAAUGGAGGUGUACCGACACCAGUUGGAACUCAGACACCCGAGGAUCCUGAUGACCAGGACGAUGAUGAUGACGACGACAAGACUUCCACUACUGAGGCUAGCACCACUGAGCUGCCUCAGCUAUCGAUGGGCGUUGAGACAGUCGUAGUGAACGUUGAUGCUACUCCUACCACCGGCGCUACCUCCAGUGAAGCUACGACGGAAGCCACCAGCACUGAAGCAUCUACCCAGACUACUGAGCUUCCCCAAUUGUCUAUGGGCGUGGAUACGGUAGUUGUAAACGUUGAUGCAACUCCAACAACUGGAGGAACGACUGAGACUUCUGCUGCUACAUCUACAGAGACCACCGAGGCUACUACUCAGACGACUGAGCUUCCUCAGCUGAGCAUGGGAGUCGACACAGUCGUUGUCGAUGUUGAUGCUACCCCUACCACAGGAGGUACCGCUGAGACUUCCGCUGAGUCUGCCACUACUCAAGAGUCGAGCACUGGGGUUUCCGGGACCACGGAGACCCGGGAUACCACUACCGCCGAGAUGACUUCAACAGAGGCCACGACUGCUGAGUCUACGACGGCAGGACCUACAUCUACUGAGACCUCUGUGCAGUCUACUACUUUUGCUACUUCCACCACUACUAAGGAGCCUGAACGCGAGUAUCCUUGCAUCAUUCAUGCCAAUCCGGGCAUUGAUCCUUACUGCGCCUGUGAGACUACAGUCAGCGGCAAGGGCUUCUAUGUUUCCACUGAUUUGAUCUCGUCGUCUUGCGCCGACUACACAACCUUCCCUUCCUCUAUCCCUACCGAUGCUUUUGAGCCCAAGGUGACUGAGAAGCCCGACCCCGAGCCUUACGUCAAGACCGACGAUGGCACAGUGGUUUCUUAUCCUGACCGCACAGUCAAGGUUGGAAACUACCCUGGUGGAAAGUAUACUUACACUCAAGGUGUCGGAGACGCUGUCACUCUCGAGACUCCUUUGCCGACGCAGACUGAUGCGAACAACAAGGGCUCCAGCCAGUGCGGCAGCAUCGAUGAUGCAUGCGACCGUGCUUUGAACGAUGGUUUUGAUGAUGAGACAACAUACAAGGACUACGUCUCGCGCUAUGCUAGGAUCCAGAGCGGCAUGAUCAUGCUCGCGUCAUUUGGUCAAGCUGGUUGCACGGCCCAGUUCAAGUGCGAUGACUAUGGUCUCGGAAUGAAGGGCAAGGAUAUCAAGGAUGCCGUCCAGUACAUGAAGGAUAAUGAUGGAGUGAGCAAAUGCGGAACAGCUUACCUGUCUAACAGUUGUCAGAUCACGCUGAACUACUGUACCAAUUGUCACCAUGACGGUUGA